Messenger RNA from Ruditapes philippinarum (Manila clam), 859 nucleotides. RefSeq lists its product as uncharacterized. The record is from RefSeq and is a predicted model, not a curated record. Lineage: Eukaryota; Metazoa; Mollusca; Bivalvia; Venerida; Veneridae. Gene Ontology annotation, molecular function: protein binding. Bases 177 to 827 code for a protein of 216 amino acids. The transcript has 5 exons.
CAUUAACAGUAAGAAUAACUCCCAGAGGCCUAUGGGAAAUUAACAUUACAAAAAAGUGAGGGGUAUUAAUUUUUGACUAGAAAAUUAAAAGAAGAAUAAUAAUUGUAAUAGUGACGAAUUAAUUUUCUUAAGUUGUAAAGAGAUACGGUCAAAACAAAUAGAUUUAUGUUUAAUGUAUGUUACAAGUGUUUAAUUUAAAUCGAAUUGUGACUACAACUUCCGGUCCUCCACAAAUGAUAGAAUCAACUUCCGGUACUACAUCUAUGAGGCCUGGGUUAGCAAUCGUUAGUAGCAGCAGUUAUAAUAUUCAGGGAAUGAAAUCACCUGUCAGCGGUAAAUGCUUUUUCAAAAAUCAGACUUUCAACUUAGGGGACCAUUGGCAAGACACGUGUAGAUAUGAUUGUCGCUGUAUCGAAACAAGUUCAAAUACUGCACAGUGUCAAGACGUUUGCCCUCAUUACUCAAGUUUGCCACCAUCAUGUACGAUCAGACAGAAAUCGGGUGACUGUUGUCCGAAACUAGACUGUGGCAAUGAGACUGAUAUAACAUAUAAUCCUGGUCAUGUUAACACAACAGCAAUCAUAAAUGCCAGUGGCUGCCAGGACAAGAUUCCCGGAUGUGAAUAUUAUGAGGACGUUGUUUGUAGAGGAAUUUACGAGCCCUGGGCACGUGAUCAUUGUUCGCUUAGGUGCGGAUACUGUGGACAUUCUGCGCCAUGUGUUGACAAUUUGACGUACUGUGACGCUUACGAAUUAAGAACUGCCUGUCGAGACUUCCCUGGUUGGGCAAAGAUGUUUUGUAAGAAAUCAUGCGGUAUAUGUAGCUAACUAAAUAAAAACGAAAAUAAAAACGACAUAAA